AUGUUCUCUAGAUUACUGAAAAGGAUAACGACUCAAAGGUUUCAACACACUGCGACCAAACAAGCUUCUUCUGUACCUUUCAACAACAAAUUCAACUUCAACUUAAAUCCACCACCAGUACAUGAAUAUUGGAAUGCUUACAACUCGAGUGUCCUUUUUGCAUUUGUGCCGGUGUUUUUGGGUAUUGCGUAUGCCGCUAAGUACAUUGGUGUCAACUUAGAAGGAAAUGCAGGUUUGUUGGAAUUUGCCAAUGCCGAGAAUUCCCCAAUAAAGUCCAUAAAAUUUGGUGAACCACAGCUAGCAAAAGUAUCGGAAGAUUAA
Messenger RNA from Lodderomyces theae, 321 nucleotides. RefSeq lists its product as uncharacterized. The transcript has a single exon. The record is from RefSeq and is a predicted model, not a curated record. Lineage: Eukaryota; Fungi; Ascomycota; Pichiomycetes; Serinales; Debaryomycetaceae. The coding region runs from base 1 to 321 and encodes 106 amino acids.